UUUCAUAGAAUCAACACUAACAUAUCCAACCAAGUUCCUAAGCAAAGAUGAUUCAUCUUUUGUUUGCACUUGUGAUGAUUGAAAUGGCAUUCAUAUUGAUUCUAUCUUUUGCAAAUCCAAUAAGAAAAUUAGUGAUCAAAGGGCUUGAUCUCUUGAAACAAGGAAGAGGUCCAUUGGUCACAAAAACAGUGGCAACAACAAUGUUUGUUGUUUUUGGAUCCACCAUUUAUACCAUAACCAAAAUCCAAAAGCGUUCAAGUGAGAGUGGUGGAUUAAUUAAUCCAACUGAUGAAGUUCUAAUGGCACAUAGACUCCUUGAAGCAUCUCUCAUGGGAUUCUCUCUAUUCCUUGGAUUGGUGAUAGAUAGGCAACACUACUAUACAAGAGAGAUUUUUUCACUAAGGAAGAAUUUGGAAACAGCAAAGAAGCUUAAAUAAUUAUGAGAAGGGAGAGAAGGCCAUAAAUUAUAUUAAAGUUUAUUUGAAGAUGUAUAUCAUGUGUCCUUGAAUGAAUGUUCAAAAAUUUCAUAAUUGAAUUUCAGUUUGAUAAGUGUAUAUAACUAUGUCCCAUUGGUGUUUGUAGUUAAUAAUAAUUUGAUUUAUUUUACUUUUAGAA
Arachis duranensis is the source of this 615-nucleotide messenger RNA. RefSeq lists its product as uncharacterized. The record is from RefSeq and is a predicted model, not a curated record. Gene Ontology annotation, cellular component: endoplasmic reticulum membrane; endoplasmic reticulum. Gene Ontology annotation, biological process: intracellular protein transport; endoplasmic reticulum to Golgi vesicle-mediated transport. NCBI's taxonomy places the organism in Eukaryota, Viridiplantae, Streptophyta, Magnoliopsida, Fabales, Fabaceae. The transcript has 2 exons. The coding region runs from base 48 to 437 and encodes 129 amino acids.